ACUUGACAUUUGUUUCUGUCGACCGACGUACUUGUCGAUUCUCUUUACCAUUGGCCACCAUAAGAAGAGUAGAGCGUCUUUCCAAUGGACAAAUUAAUGGAUUUGGGUCUGGAGUCUUUGCUCUCUCUCUAGUCGUCUGGCAUGAUGAGAUGAAAUUCAUUGUACAACUCAAUGGACUAAGACCAAGUUGUGAAACAUUCUGCGGAAUUCUUAGAACUCAAUUAAAACUAGCGAUUCCAGAGAUGAAAAACUUAAAAUCAUUUGUAUCAACAUUUUAUACUGAACAUUUAUUAUCUUCAAAUUCAGAAGAAGAUGGUAAAUUUUCUACUGGUGAUGGAAUUGGAAAUGGUUAUCAUGCAGGAUUAGGUGCUAUUUAUAAGUAUCCUGGUGAUGCACGAAAAUUGAGGGAAAAGAGUAAAGUUAAACUCUGGAAAGAGUACCUCACGCAAAAUGGUCGAAAUUUGACUCUCAUCAAAUUGCCAACCUUUAUUCGUUUGUUCCAAGUUGGAUUACCCAACAAACUUCGUGGCGAAAUGUGGGAAGUAGCCACCGGAUCAAUAUACCUAAGAAUGAAACAAUGUGGCGAAUAUGAACGAAUAUUGAAUGAUAUUCAGUUAAACAAAAAGAGCAAGCUUAACUUUAGCUUAGAUGAAAUUGAGAAAGACCUUAAUCGAAGUCUUCCUGAAUAUCCUGCUUAUCAAAAUGAAAAAGGUAUUGACACUUUAAGAAAUGUUUUAUCAGCUUAUGCGUGGAAGAAUCCAAGACUUGGAUACUGUCAAGCCAUGAAUAUCGUGGUAGCAGCUUUGUUGAUCUACACAAGCGAAGAACAAUGCUUCUACUUGCUCUCAAUCUUAUGUGAUCAAAUCCUACCCUCCUAUUACACACCAACUAUGGCAGGCACUAUACUCGAUCAAAAAGUAUUCGAACAUCUAGCUGAAAAGACUUUACCGAUGCUUUCGCAGUACUUCAAAUCCAAAGAAAUCCAAUUAAGUCUGGCUAGUCUGCCAUGGUUUUUAUCAUUGUAUCUUGCUUCCAUGCCAUUGGUAUUUGCAUUCAGGAUAGUGGACUGCGUAUUGUUAUUUGGUCCUAGGGUGUUGUUUCAAAUCGGCACGAUCCGAGCCUACUUCGCCUCAUUAGGUGACUCGGCAUAUCCUUCUUCCCCGGUGAACUCAAAAGAACACGCAAUUACCCACUUUCAGAUCUUACUUGUAACAGCCUUUCGUGAAUUUGGUAACAUCAUCACAGAUGACUCUAUUCAAGCAAUCCGUAAGAAAUAUCGCAAUGAAGUAGUACAUUCGAUUGAGAAUUUCUCCAAGCGCACUAGUCUACGUAAUUUGAAGGACGGGGGACGACUGUCGACUGAAGAGUUGGGAAAGAUAUACGAUCAUUAUCAAUUGGCAAUUUACAAGUGUCAAGCCAAACUUUCUACAGGAAAUGAUGCUAAUCCCAAUGGGGUAGGAGCUGGCGAUGGUCUUGCUAGCUUUUGGGAAAACGAUGAAAUUGACGGCAAGCUUGAACAGAGGAUCACCCGAGCCACGUUUGGUAUUUUUUUGGCUGAUGUAGCGAGUUGGGCUCGAGAUGAGACCCUAGUCAAAUCGGUGGGAUUUUUGGAAAGAGUUGAAAGAGUCGCAGUUGACCACGAGUUGAUUGAUAGGUUGUUUUUUGAUUGGGACAAAUCACGAAAAGGUUCUUUGUCGUUACAAGACGUCGUACACGGUAUGGAUCAACACUUGAACAAUGAUCUCAUGGCGAAUAUUCAAGUAUUUUUUGCUCUUCAUGAUAAUGACAAGGAUGGAUCUUUGAGUAAAGAUGAGGUUCUACAGCUCUCUGAGUCUCUUUUGUUCAUUUUUAGAAAUGAGCCUGGUGAUCAAUAUCUCGCUGCUGUGUCAAAGUUGAUGCAAAAUGCAUUUGAGUACGCUGAUGCCCUUCAAGCAGACGGAAAGGGAAGUUAUCAGGUCGACGAGAAAGCCGCCGAGAAAGAAAAACCAGCUACAGAAGUUGAGCUGAACGAAAAGACUUCCGCUCCGACCACAACUGAGGAUGCGAAUGACCAAUCAAAGAUCUCUAAUCCACAUCGACCCUAUUUAAGCUUGGCUACAUUUCGAAUGUGUGUAUUGGCAGACGAAUUACUAGAAUCAUUUUUCGAAACCGAUUUCACCAAUUCCUGGAAACUUACCUCCGACUUGGCCGUCACACCGACCUCAUCUACUUUGAUUAAGAAUUCCAAUAUACUUACCGAUCUAGUACCAGAAUCUAUCAAUCAAAAAGCCGAUGAAUUCUUCAGUGGUCUCAAAAAUCGAUUCUUAACUGAAGACAAUAAACAUAUGUUUUAUAAAUUUGCUGAUGAGGUUGGAAAGAAGCUUGAUAUUCCUAAAGUGGAUCAAAAGUUACCAUCGAUUGGAAAAUUGGACAACGCGAGUCUCAUGACACCUAUCAGAGAUCGUGAGAGUAUCUUACCAACAAAUAUGAUUUCGAACUUUUUUGGAGGUGGAAAGACUGGACAACCAUCGACCAGUUCACCUUCCUCACCUGCUAUUCGUACUAAGGAUUUAGGAAGUACUGGGGAUCAUGAUAGUCACGUACCACCUUCACCUUUAUCACAUGCAGCUAUGAGAUCACCACCAGUGGAAUUACGAACUCAACAACCUCAAGCAGAUCAUCAAGAAAGUAAUUCGAGUAGUGGUAUACAUGAAGAGAAUCGUAUGAAAAGACAAUCUGUCCUACCACCACCACCACCUUUAAUCCAAAGAGCACAAUCUAUGUUAGUAGAUAGACCACAAUUUGAAAUAGAUAAUCCAGUAGAAGAAGAAGAAAUUGAAGAUGAUGAAUUGAUUCCAGAAAGUUCAGAAUUAAGUGAAAUCAACAGUACUAAUAAAAAUAGUCAAAAUGAAAAGAAAUCAAACAAAGAAGUUCAAGAUGAAGAAGAAGAUUUGAUGGCUGAAGUGGAUCAGUUUUUGGCUAAUGGUGAUGAAGAAGUAGAUCUCAAUAAUCUUAAUGAUGAUGAUGAUGGAUUGAAUGAUGAUGAUCGUGAACUUGAAGAAGCUCAAAAAUUGAUUUCUUAA
This is a messenger RNA of Melampsora larici-populina 98AG31, 3062 nucleotides long. RefSeq lists its product as uncharacterized. Gene Ontology annotation, molecular function: calcium ion binding. The transcript is spliced from 9 exons. Lineage: Eukaryota; Fungi; Basidiomycota; Pucciniomycetes; Pucciniales; Melampsoraceae. Bases 150 to 3062 code for a protein of 970 amino acids. The record is from RefSeq and is a predicted model, not a curated record.